This is a messenger RNA of Polypterus senegalus (gray bichir), 5308 nucleotides long. It is a transcript of the gene ap2a1, whose product is annotated as adaptor related protein complex 2 subunit alpha 1. Bases 333 to 3290 code for a protein of 985 amino acids. The transcript is spliced from 22 exons. The record is from RefSeq and is a predicted model, not a curated record. Lineage: Eukaryota; Metazoa; Chordata; Cladistia; Polypteriformes; Polypteridae. Gene Ontology annotation, molecular function: clathrin-cargo adaptor activity. Gene Ontology annotation, biological process: clathrin-dependent endocytosis; intracellular protein transport. Gene Ontology annotation, cellular component: membrane coat; AP-2 adaptor complex.
CCGGUCGCGUGCGCGAACCCGAGUCCAAGCCCGCGCCUGCGCUUGAGUAAGCGCAUGCCCGCGUAGGAUUCUAAACCGGUAUAGAGUCUGGGUCACGAGCCUUUCUUAAUAGAAAAAUUAAAAAAAAGGAAAAAAAGAAAAAGCGCAAGAACGCAAGCGGGAAACCCUGUGAAAAAUACAGCGACGACUCCGUGUACAGGUUUGGCAUUGUCAUCGGUGUAGGUCAUAAGCAGCCGGAGCAGGAGGCCAGUGUCGUAACGCAACGGCAGCGAACGGCGAAGCGGGCUGCAGGAGCGACGACAGCUUGCACCGGGCUGCUUUAAAAGGCAAAGAUGCCGGCCGUAUCCAAGGGCGACGGGAUGCGGGGCCUUGCGGUCUUCAUCUCCGACAUCAGGAACUGUAAGAGCAAAGAAGCAGAGAUUAAGCGGAUUAACAAAGAGCUGGCAAACAUUCGCUCAAAGUUUAAAGGUGACAAAGCUUUGGAUGGCUACAGCAAGAAGAAGUAUGUGUGCAAGUUGCUUUUCAUCUUCCUUUUGGGGCAUGACAUUGAUUUUGGUCACAUGGAGGCUGUCAACCUGCUCAGUUCCAACAAGUAUACAGAAAAGCAGAUUGGCUAUCUCUUUAUUUCCGUCCUUGUCAAUUCCAACAGCGAGCUGAUUCGGCUCAUCAACAAUGCCAUUAAGAACGAUUUGGCCAGUCGCAAUCCAACCUUCAUGUGCUUGGCUUUGCACUGUAUUGCUAAUGUGGGCAGUCGUGAGAUGGCUGAGGCAUUUGCUGGAGAAAUACCUCGGAUUCUAGUUGCCGGGGAUACAAUGGACAGUGUCAAGCAGAGUGCAGCACUCUGCCUUUUGAGGCUCUACAAGACUUCGCCAGACCUGGUACACAUGGGCGAGUGGACAUCAAGGGUGGUUCACCUCCUCAAUGACCAACACAUGGGUGUUGUAACUGCUGCAAUCUCCUUAAUCACCUGCUUAAGCCAAAAGAAUCCAGAGGAGUUUAAAACCUGCAUUUCACUUGCUGUUUCCCGACUCAGCCGAAUAGUGUCUUCAGCCUCAACAGACUUGCAGGACUACACUUAUUACUUUGUUCCUGCACCUUGGCUCUCUGUCAAGCUUUUGAGACUACUUCAGUGUUAUCCACCACCAGAAGACGGUGCUGUGAAGGGACGGUUGGUGGAAUGCCUGGAGACAAUUCUGAACAAAGCACAAGAACCACCGAAGUCAAAAAAAGUGCAGCAUUCUAAUGCAAAGAAUGCUAUUUUGUUUGAAGCCAUCAGUUUGAUCAUUCACUAUGACAGUGAACCCAACCUACUUGUGAGAGCCUGCAACCAACUAGGCCAGUUUCUGCAGCACCGGGAGACUAACUUGCGUUAUCUUGCAUUAGAGAGCAUGUGUACGCUGGCCAGCUCGGAAUUUUCACAUGAAGCUGUGAAGACACACAUAGAGACAGUUAUUAAUGCCCUUAAGACAGAGCGAGAUGUGAGUGUACGACAGAGAGCUGCUGACCUCCUGUAUGCCAUGUGUGACCGAAGCAAUGCCAAACAGAUUGUGGCUGAAAUGUUGAGUUACUUGGAAACCGCAGAUUAUUCCAUCCGAGAAGAAAUUGUCUUAAAAGUAGCCAUUUUGGCAGAGAAGUAUGCGGUAGACUAUUCUUGGUAUGUAGACACUAUUCUCAACUUAAUCCGAAUUGCUGGGGACUAUGUGAGUGAAGAGGUCUGGUAUCGUGUCAUACAGAUUGUUAUCAACCGAGACGAUGUGCAAGGUUAUGCAGCCAAGACUGUCUUUGAGGCUUUGCAGGCCCCAGCUUGUCAUGAGAACAUGGUGAAAGUUGGAGGCUACAUCUUGGGAGAGUUUGGAAACCUUAUUGCUGGAGAUCCAAGAUCUAGUCCACUUGUUCAGUUCAACCUUUUGCACUCAAAGUUCCACCUAUGCUCUGUUCCAACACGUGCUCUUCUUCUUUCGGCCUAUAUCAAGUUCAUCAACCUUUUCCCAGAAACAAAAUCAACCAUCCAGGAGGUACUGCGGUCUGACAGCCAAAUACGCAAUUCGGAUGUGGAGUUACAGCAGAGGGCAGUAGAAUAUCUUAAGCUGUCCUCAAUUGCUAGUACUGAUGUCUUGGCAACUGUUUUGGAGGAGAUGCCCCCUUUCCCAGAAAGAGAGUCUUCUAUCCUUGCCAAGUUAAAGAAGAAAAAAGGCCCAGGUGCUGUGUCAGUUUCUGAGCUUGAGGAUGGGAAGAAAGAAGCUGGCUCUGAAAUCAAUGGUGGAGGAGGAGCUGAGUCGGCAGCUGCUGCCUCCAAUGCUUCAACUCCUUCUCCAUCUGCUGAUCUUUUGGGUCUGAGAUCUGGAGCCGCAGGAAUCGGUUCUGCUACUGGUGCUGGCAGCUUACUGGUGGAUGUCUUCUCUGAGUCUGGCACUGCUGCUACUGCUUCCUCAGGGACUGACGAGAAUUUUCUAAGAGACCUGGACCUGCCUACAGAAAGCUCUGACUCCUUAUUGGUGGACUCUGCCUUGGCCUCUGAUUCUACCCCUUCAUCUGCUCUUGGUUCUGAAGACCCUGCCCCUGCUCUACCUGAAUCAGAUGAGCUCCUUCACAAGUUUGUUUGCAAGAAUAAUGGUGUGCUUUUUGAAAAUCAUCUAUUACAAAUAGGAAUAAAGUCUGAAUACCGACAGAACCUUGGUCGGAUGUAUCUCUUCUUUGGUAACAAGACAUCAAUGCAGUUUAUUGGUUUCAGUACCACAGUCACUUGUCCAGGAGAGCUACAAUCUCAGCUAAAUAUCCAGACAAAACCAGUGGAGCCACUGGUGGAAGGUGGGGCUCAGGUUCAGCAGGUCCUCAAUAUUGAAUGUUUGUCAGAUUUUACAGAAGCACCGCUGCUUAACAUCAGAUUCAGGUAUGGAGGUACCCUUCAAAAUAUCACUUUAAAGCUUCCCAUCACCAUCAACAAGUUCUUUCAGCCAACAGAAAUGGCAUCACAAGAUUUCUUCCAGCGAUGGAAACAGCUUAGCCAGCCCCAGCAAGAAGCGCAAAAGAUCUUCAAGGCUACUCAUCCAAUGGAUUCAGAAGUACUCAAAGGCAAGCUACUUGGACUCGGUACAGCUUUGCUGGAAAAUGUAGACCCAAAUCCUGAAAACUUUGUGUGUGCUGGAGUGAUCCAAACAAAAGCACUGCAGGUUGGGUGUUUGCUACGUCUAGAGCCUAAUGCUCAGGCGCAGAUGUACCGACUUACCCUGCGCAGCAGUAAGGAGAGUGUCUCCAAGAGGUUGUGUGAACUUGUGGCAGAGCAAUUUUAAGAAACAAAUGAAGGGCAAAAUGUUCUGGAGCAAAACACUUCUCCAGAGCAUGUAUUUAAAGACAUAAAAAGACAUACACAGAAAAACAAAAGACAUGAAGGGGGGUUCAUUCUAGAGUGGAGAAAUAUUGGGAGAAUCAUUCUAAUAUGUCCCAGCAUGCCUCUCUGUUUGUCUCUCUGUGCUACAAAGUUAUUAUUUACAUGUGAAGGUGUAUACAAAAGCUAUAUUGUAUAAUUAGAGUUAGUGUAUUAUUUAGCGAGUGCUAGUGUGUGUGUGCGCGUAAGUGUGUGUGUGUGUGUGUGUGUGUGUGAUCUUUGUGCUCUGUGUUUGCGCCCUCUGUUGUUUUAGUGAAUUCAGGGGUGCUGAGGUUCAGAGAGAAGAUUUCCCUGCUGAAACUGGGCCCCAAAACAAACUAGGGCCCCUACUCUUUAAGUUUCUGCUUAGCAGAACUUCAAAAGGCCUUUGCUGUGACCUUAAUCUUAUUAAAAAAUAAAGCAAAAUGGCGCAUUCCCAGCUUGUCAGUAAAUCACAUGCUACAUUCCAAGAUUGUCGAGGAAGAUGCAUAUGUAUUUUCUGACUUGCUGCAGAGUCUUUUGAUGAGUCUCAAUAGCACUUGAUACAUUCCUAGUGAAUGAAGGCACACACUUCCACAUUCCCCACACCCAACGCUUUACCUUCUUUUCUGCUUUGCUACUCACAGAUUCAAGAAAUUGUUAUGCACUUGAAGAGGGGAGCAAAUGAAAACUUUUUUCAUCCACUGAGAGCCAUCUGAGAUCAUUCCAUGCAUGAGCAUAAAGUGGAAGGAGUGCAAAUUAAUAUAUAUAGUUUACUAUUGCUCCAUCCCUUUUUGUGCUACAGUAUCACAGCACUACCAGCCUCUCUCACGUUUAUGCUAUAAUGCAGUGCAAGAACCCUCAAUAUCAAGAAAUCUUCAGGUUUGUUUUUUUUAACAUUACCUUCCCAUACACUUAUCCCAUUUCCAUUAGAAUCUCAGUGUCUUUUCUUUUGAUAGACCCUAAAUAUGGUUGUCUUGUUACCCAGGACCAGGAUUUGGACCAGGAUAUAGCAUCAAUAGCAUUCAUUCUUUGUUUUUGUGUUCUUGUUAUAUAAUGACCAUGUUGUUCCUACUUCCCUGUUUUCAGAAUUGAGAACACAGCACUGCUCAUUUUCCAUGGUUUGCAACCAGAAAUUUAAUUUUCUGUGAUGGUGUUUGUUUUGUACUCAUUUUUCUCCUUCGCAGCUUUUACUCUCAAAAAGCAGUUCAUAGGCUGUUUCUUCUAACACCUUCCAUGUUAAUCAUAUUCAUUAUGUUGGACCUUCUGUCCUGUUUAUAUCUAUUUCUUUCCAUGAGAUGUAAACAUGAGUACCAAAGGAAAAUCUGAACACUACACAACCUACUUUUUUCCCUAACAUGCCUCGUAAACACUGCCAUCUUCAUAAUCACUAAGUCCAGAGUACAACUUAAGUAGCGUUCCUCACUUCUGUAUUCUCUAGCUGAUAGUCCCAGCAUCGCUUACUUCCACCAAAAUUGUAAAUUGUGGACAUUUACUUUGAUAAAUUAACAAGCAGUACUCUCCCCAAUUUAAUUGCAGCCAGAGCACCACUACCUUUACUUUCAUAAUCACCAGUUUACAGGCCUUGCCAGUUGCCUGCUAUGUAGAAACCCAGACAGCAAGACCACAGCAAAUGCUGUAUCUGUGAUGAAUUUUGCAGAUUAUUAUUUCUGGGUUUAGGAAGAAAGUCCCUGUCAGUUGUGUUGUAAGCAGCAGAAUUUCACACCUAGCCUAUUUUUGCAUCUGACAUUCUGUAUGUUGACUUUAAACAAAAAUCGGUCUAGGCUUGUACGCACUGGUCACAAUCCCAAAACUAAAAUGGGUCAGUCAGACUGCUUUAUGACUAGAGCAGUUCAGUGUUUUAGUGGUACAGCUCUGGUAACAACUGUAUUAUAUAUAUAUAUAUAUAUAUAUAUAUAUAUAUAUAUAUAUAUAUAUAUAUAUAUAUAUAUAUAUAUAUAUAUA